Molecule: messenger RNA, 909 nt
Organism: Perkinsus marinus ATCC 50983
Lineage: Eukaryota; Perkinsozoa; Perkinsida; Perkinsidae
Product: enolase 2, putative
Exons: 2
Coding region: 1-909 (302 amino acids)
Biological process (GO): glycolytic process
Cellular component (GO): phosphopyruvate hydratase complex
Molecular function (GO): phosphopyruvate hydratase activity; magnesium ion binding
Source: RefSeq, a predicted model, not a curated record
AUGGCCACUACUAUCACUGCUAUCAAGGCUCGCGAGAUCCUCGAUUCUCGUGGCAACCCCACCGUCGAGGUGGACCUUUUCACCAACAACAAGGGUAUGUUCCGUGCUGCCUGCCCUUCUGGUGCUUCGACUGGCGAGUUCGAGGCCGUCGAGCUCCGUGAUGGUGACAAGACCCGUUUCCAGGGUAAGGGUGUUCUCAAGGCCGUCGCCAACGUUGAGAAGAUCAUCGCUCCCGCUCUCAUCGGCAAGGAUGUCACCGACCAGGCUGGCAUCGAUAAGUUGAUGGUUGAGGAGUUGGACGGUACCCAGAACGAGUGGGGCUGGUGCAAGGCUAAACUUGGUGCCAACGCCAUCCUUUCCGUCUCCAUGGCUGUUUGCCGUGCCGGUGCCGCCGCCUCUGGCAUGCCCCUCUAUCAGUACAUUGCCAAGCUCGCUGGCAAGGACACUGAGAAGUUCACCAUGCCCUGCCCCUGCUUCAACGUCAUCAACGGCGGUAAGCACGCUGGUAACCGUCUUGCUUGCCAGGAGUUCAUGCUCGUCCCCUGUGGUGCCAAGUCUAUCCACGAGGCCAUCAGGAUCGCUUCUGAGGUCUAUCACGAGCUCAAGUCCGUGAUCAAGGCCAAGUACGGUCAGGACGCCACCAACGUUGGUGAUGAGGGUGGAUUCGCCCCCAACAUCCAGGAUAUGGAUGAGGCUCUUUCCGUCCUUCUCGAGGCCAUCAAGAAGUCCGGUCAUGAGGAUACUUGCCGUAUCGGUUGCGAUUUCGCCGCCUCUGAGAUCUAUGAUGCCAAGACCGGCAAGUACGAUCUUGACUUCAAGAACUCCGAGCCCCAUGCCGANNNNGGUUCUCGGUAUCUACUUGACCGUGCAGAAGGCACGACAUUCCUCAUGGGCUCACCUGUUCUUUGA